Messenger RNA from Penaeus indicus, 1431 nucleotides. RefSeq names its product putative glutathione-specific gamma-glutamylcyclotransferase 2. Bases 511 to 1377 code for a protein of 288 amino acids. The record is from RefSeq and is a predicted model, not a curated record. Gene Ontology annotation, molecular function: glutathione specific gamma-glutamylcyclotransferase activity; gamma-glutamylcyclotransferase activity. The transcript has 4 exons. Gene Ontology annotation, cellular component: cytoplasm. Gene Ontology annotation, biological process: glutathione catabolic process. Lineage: Eukaryota; Metazoa; Arthropoda; Malacostraca; Decapoda; Penaeidae.
UCGGGUUUAAGACAGCUGAUCGCUGGUCGUCUCCCUGGCGUCCGUGUGUUACAGGACUAUUAACACACUCGGUUUAGAGCGCAGGGAUAGUGGAGCUCGGGAAAACACCACACGAAGGCUGCCAUGGUUUUGUAGUGCGCUGUCUAUCGGCCGGUCUAUCGGGAAAGGCGAAAUCUGCAAAAGGGAAAAAAAAGAAGGGAAAUGUUGUGAAAAAUAUGGGAGGUUGAAGGCCCAUACACACCGCAGUGCCAGGUUGUUGUUGCGUGAGAAGGGGAGGUUGGAAGACCAAGAGAAAGAGCGAGACAAUAACAACAGUGUGUGGUUAUCGCUACGUAGAGAAGAGUGAAGGACAGAGGGAACAGGGAAAACAGGACCAUAUUGCUACCUGUCCAUCCGAUCCAAAAGCCAAUCUAGCGUAAUUUUUUUCUUUCCCCCAACAAAGACCAAAACACAACUAAAACAGACGCCUUCGCAGACCAGAAGACGCCAAGAGAACCCGAAGAAGACAGAAUGGGCAGCCAAGACGCCUCAAGAAGCCUGUGGGUGUUCGGCUACGGGUCCCUCUGCUGGCACCCUGGCUUCCAGCACGGUGCCUCUGCCGUGGGACACAUAGAGCACUACGUCAGGAGGUUCUGGCAAGGGAAUUCUACACACAGAGGCAUCCCCGGCAAGCCCGGGAGAGUAGCGACCCUCGUGCAGGAAGAAGGGGGCAUCACCUGGGGCGUGGCGUACGAGCUGAAGGGCGAGGACGCACUCCGCUACCUGGAGAACCGUGAGGUGUCUUUGGGAGGCUACACCACCGCCGUCGUCAGCUUCUUCCCGAGGGACGCCGGCCUCGAGCCCUUCCCGGUGCUGCUCUACAUCGCCACGCCCGCGAACCGAGAGUGGGCGGGACAGGCGCCCAUGCAUGAGAUAGCCACUCAGAUCACGCAGUGCUCCGGCCCCGCGGGCCACAACGUGGAGUACCUCCUCCGGCUGGCCGACUUCAUGCGCGAGAAAGUCCCCGAGGGCUACGACGAGCACCUGGCCACCCUGGAGGCCCUGGUGCGGCUCAGGGUCAAGGAGAACAACCUGUGCCUUAAGUCCCUGAUGGGGGACGGCCCUCGGGAUCCCCAGCAGCCCCUCCCGCCGCAGCAGCAACAUCAGCAGCAGCAGGUGGCGUUGGCGGCAGGAGGGGGAGACGGCGGAGGAGGAGGAGGAGGAGGAGGACUCAACAGAGCGGCUGCUGGAGGAGGAGGUGGUGGAGGAGGAGGGUUUCUUCACCAUCAUCUCCACCAUCACCAGCACGACGCCCCUCAGCCCGCCGAGGAGAGGAGGGACACCUUCCAGUUCGCGGCCAAAGUCCCUCCGAAGAAACUCCGUUGUCUCAAUGUCUAGAAUUAGGGGCGGGGCGUAGGGGCGGGGGGCGUAGGGGCGUCUCCGGAACCUACU